Messenger RNA from Nematostella vectensis (starlet sea anemone), 3212 nucleotides. RefSeq names its product coiled-coil domain-containing protein 39. Gene Ontology annotation, biological process: cilium-dependent cell motility; cilium movement; inner dynein arm assembly. The record is from RefSeq and is a predicted model, not a curated record. Lineage: Eukaryota; Metazoa; Cnidaria; Anthozoa; Actiniaria; Edwardsiidae. Gene Ontology annotation, cellular component: axoneme. Bases 228 to 3092 code for a protein of 954 amino acids. The transcript has 23 exons.
CAACAACACACAGCCAGUCUUUAUGUAUGAACUGUCUUCUUUGCAGGAAAACAGAUAUUAAUUUUUACUUUUUUCUGCAAUUCGUGCAGAAUAAUCACACGAAAAGACCAAUUGGAGACAUCUUAUUCUCUAUUAUAGCGGCUCCACACGUACUUAGUAUUUACAGACGCUUUUGGUCAAGGUUUUAGGAAUAUUUUCUGCGGAACGUCUUGUCUGCUUUCAUCAAAAUGGAUGAAAUCUUGAGCGAUAUAAACUUUGACGAAGGUAUUGCCAUGCCGGUGGCAAAUACGGCAAACAAGCAACUAGAGGCUGAGGUCGAUGCCACCCAGAAGAACUUGGUUAUGACCAAGGACCAGUUGGAAGAGCACAAAGAUCGAAUUUACGCCAUGAGUGAGCACCUGAAAAAUGUCCAGCAAGAAUUAUACCAUACCCAGGAACUGCUGAAUGCCAGGAAGCGAGAGAUUGAGACUGAGAACCACUUACGCCAAGUUGCUGAAAGAGAAGAAGGCAGGCUGAAAAAUGAUAUCCGAAGAUUAACUAAUGAAAUUAAUGAUUUGAAAGAAAAGAGAAAUAUCUAUGAGAACAAUAUUUUUAAGAAUACUCAGAAGCUUGAGGAUCUAAAAGCCCAGAUGAACUGGGACCAGAAGGCUCUAGAAGCAUGGCUUGAGGAGUCUGCUCGCAAGGACGAGGAUGCCUUAACAUUGCAAAAGUACACCAGGUCUGAUGAGGCUAAGAUCAAGGAGCUUUCUCUGCAAAUGGAAAGAAUGACCGAUGAGGCUGGCAAGAAGCGCAAAAACCUAGAGCAUGAAUUGACACAAACAAUGACUGCACAGAUUGAGCUUGACAAGACUGCAGAAGAGUUCCGCAAGGCCCACUCUGAUCGCCAGGAGCUACUCAGGCAGUGGGAGAGUACCAUUGAACAGAUGCAGAAACGAGACAGGGAAAUGGAUGUUCUUGCUGUGAGGUUGGCAGAGGUGAAGCUUGAAGUCAGAGAAAGAGAAGAGCAGAUAUUAGAGAAACAGAAAUUCCUGGAAAAUGAGCUAGACAAUAAUAAAGAGAAAGAGAAGAAGGUUGGAGCUGCUGAGAGACUUGCUGCUAAGCUACGUCUUGAGUAUCAGGAUGCAGAGCGAACUAGGAUUCAAUUCCAAGAUGAGCUGAAUACUCUGAAGUAUACUGUGGACAGGACUGCCAAAGAUCUGGAGGCCACCAGGCAGAAGUACAAUGAACUGAAAAAGGAAGUCUUAACCAGGGCUGAAAGGCUUGAGAGGGUCCAACAGGAGAGAGCUGACCUGCAAGACCAGCUUAAGAUAGCGACAGAUGAAAGCCUGUCAGCAGAGCAACGGGCACAGAUGCUUGUCGCGCGUUUAGAGGAGGAGGAACGUAAGAUAUAUGAGGUGGAAAAGCUCCUUGCCAGGCUACGUGAGAUGCAGUUCAAGAAGACUGAGGAGCUGCAUCAUUGUAAAGGGCUGGAGAAGAACGCGUCUGCUGAGAUCCAGGGGGCUCGGGCAGCUAGUAGGAAUUUAAGCAGCAAGCUGCACAAGUUGGACCAGGAAUCACUCAAACAGCAGGAAAUCAUCUACAUGCAGGAUUUUUCCCUUCAACAACUUGAGCGCAAAAUCAAUCGUCUUCAGGGUGAACGAAGCAACGAGGAGAAACUACAGUUAGAAGCAAAGAUACAGGAGUUGUCUUCACAAAUGGACGAACACAAUGCGACACACACGCUCCUCACCGCGCAGAUGAAGAAUCUUAGCGAUGAUCUGAGGCGGGCCAAUCGAGAUCUCACUAAAGGAAAGGACGAGAUGAAUAACUUGACCAGUAAAAUAGAUGAAUUAAACCUUCACAACGAUAGCGCGGAGAGGGAAAGACGGAAAAUCAUUGCACUCAAGCAGGACCUAAUGGUUGAUGAAAACAUCCUCAAGUUAGAGAUCAAGAGGCUCAGCACUCACCUCAGCAAGAAAGCUGAUAAUGUGCUGAGUCUAGAGAACAGAAGACUUAACUUGGAAACGUCGAUGAAAGAGCGCCGUCAUGAAAUCGGCAUCCACAAGGACAUGUUGCGUGCACAGCUCAAAUCCGCGGAGGAGGAGCGGCAGACUGUCAGUGCUGAGCUCCAAGAAAGAAUCUCAAAAAUCGAGAAACUGCGUAAAAGGUACGAGAUCCUGAUGGUGUCCAUGGCCCCGCCCGAGGGCGAGGAGGAGAGGUCCCAAGCAUACUACGUUAUCAAGGCUGCUCAGGAGAAGGAGGAACUUCAGCGUGAAGGGGACGAGCUCGACGCCAAGAUCCGCAAGGCCGAGAAGGAAAUAAGAGCCCUCGAGAACACCCUCCGCCUGAUGAACAGCCGCAACGAGACGUACCGCAAGAGCUUUAACAAGGUGGACGAGACGAGCGACGAGUUUGACGAGAAACAGCGCCUGGAGGAGCAGAUGCGAGCCGUCAUGGACAAGUACAAGUACAAACGGCGACAGAUCCGCGAGCUGCAGGAAGACCUGGGGACCAUGCAGGUGACCCUUGACAAACUGACGGCCGACGAACAGGGCAUGGUGGAGGUGAUCGACGAGAAACAGCAGAAGAUGCAGAACCUGCAGCGCGAACUGGAUGACCAGAAAGGCAAGAGGGAGCGUGCGGGUAAACAGGUGUCUAAGAUUGCACGUGCCGUACGCAGCGCCAAGAAGAGUCGCGGGGAGCUCCACGAGGAGAAGGAUAUCGAGCUGAGGGAGCUGCGAGAUUUCAACUCCAAGACAAUGAAACAGAUGGGCGAGGUCAUCCACAGCUACCCCGACCUCGCACCAAGCGUGAACAUGUACUUUGGACAGGCUGGGCUACCUGCGCCUCCCUCGCCGGGGCCUGGAUCCUCGCGCCCAGGCUCUUCACGGAGUUCCCGUAGCUCGGGUUCCAUGUCUUCCGCCAGGUCUGAUCUAUCGACUGGAAGUCGCCGUGGUAUUGGUACAGUGACGAUCGGCGCCGCCGGACUCGGAAUAACCGGCACAGCAAGCCCAAAAUCAGGUGUCUCGCCUUCGGCCAGUGCUCGAGACCGACCGCCAUCCGGCGCCUCACGAGCAUCCUCUCGAGGGAGUAGCGGAGGAAGCCGACGUUAGACGUGGCAUACGGGUUCUUGAUUUUUAAUAUGCUGUACAUAUUAUUUGUAACAUAGUCUUGAAAAUGAUAUCAAAUAGUAACAAUCAACCUUAAAUAAAGUGUGCUUGAAAACCCUCUAA